GACCUAGCCGCCCCCCCCAGCUCCCCGCCUGCUCCCGGAGGCCGCAGCCUCCCGCUCCGCUGGCGCUCUCGCCUCUCCCGCCUGCUCGCCCGGCCCCGCGCUCCGCCGCCUCCUCGCUGCCCGCCCCUCAGCCAGCCCCGGGGACCGCGCGGCAGGACCCGGAGCCGGGGUCCCCUCCCUCAUCAGGGCUGGGGUAGCGAGCAGGCCGGGGGCAGGUCCGGGCACCCACCAUGCGGGGCGAGCUCUGGCUCCUGAUGCUGGUGCUCAGGGAGGCUGCCCGGGCGCUGAGCCCCGAGCCCGGAGCAGGUCACGAUGAGGGCCCAGGCUCUGGAUGGGCUGCCAAGGGGACCGUGCGGGGCUGGAACCGGAGAGCCCGAGAGAGCCCUGGGCUAGCGUCAGAGCCAGACAGGACCCAGCUGAGCCAGGACCUGGGUGGGGGCACCCUGGCCAUGGACACACUGCCAGAUAACAGGACCAGGGUGAUGGAGGACAACCACAGCUACUAUGUGUCCCGUCUCUAUGGCCCCAGUGAGCCCCGCAGCCGGGAAUUGUGGGUAGAUGUGGCCAAGGCCAACCGGAGCCAAGCGAAGAUCCACACAAUCCUCUCCAACACCCACCGGCAGGCUUCGAGAGUGGUCUUGUCCUUCGAUUUCCCUUUCUACGGGCAUCCUCUGCGGCAGAUCACCAUAGCAACCGGAGGCUUCAUCUUCAUGGGGGACGUGAUCCAUCGGAUGCUCACAGCUACUCAGUACGUGGCACCCCUGAUGGCCAACUUCAACCCUGGCUACUCCGACAACUCCACAGUUGUUUACUUUGACAAUGGGACUGUCUUUGUGGUUCAGUGGGAUCACGUCUACCUCCAAGGCUGGGAAGACAGGGGCAGUUUCACCUUCCAGGCAGCGCUGCACCGUGAUGGCCGCAUUGUCUUUGGCUAUAAAGAGGUGAAAGCUAGCACCUGACACCCAGACACUGCCAGCAGCUCCCACCCUCAGGCCUCGAAGCCCUCUGCCUGUGACAUGCUCCUGACGACAGGCUCUGCCUCUGUUUCAGAAUCUCGGCGAAGGAGCAUCUUUGAAUACCACCGCAUCGAGCUGGACCCCAGCAAGGUCACCAGCAUGUCGGCCGUGGAGUUCACCCCAUUGCCAACCUGCCUGCAGCAUCGGAGCUGUGAUGCCUGCAUGUCCUCGGACCUGACCUUCAACUGCAGUUGGUGCCAUGUCCUCCAGAGAUGCUCCAGUGGCUUUGACCGCUAUCGCCAGGAGUGGACGGACUACGGCUGUGCACAGGAGGCAGAGGGCAGGACGUGCGAGGACUUCCAGGAUGAGGACCACCACUCAGCCUCCCCUGACACUUCCUCCAGCCCCUACGAUGGAGACCUCACCACUACCUCCUCCUCCCUCUUCAUCGACAGCCUCACCACAGAAGAUGACACCAAGUUGAAUCCCAAUGCAGGAGGAGACGGCCUUGAGAACAACCUGUCCCCCAAGACGAAGGGCACCCCUGUGCACCUGGGCACCAUCGUGGGCAUCGUGCUGGCAGUCCUCCUCGUGGCCGCCAUCAUCCUGGCUGGGAUUUACAUCAGUGGCCACCCCACGUCCAAUGCUGCGCUCUUCUUCAUCGAGCGGAGACCUCACCACUGGCCAGCCAUGAAGUUUCGCAGCCAUGCGGAUCAUUCCACCUAUGCAGAGGUAGAGCCCUCGGGCCAUGAGAAGGAGGGCUUCAUGGAGGCUGAGCAGUGCUGAGAACACCAGGUCUCCCCUUUGAAGACUUUGAGGCCACAGAAAAGACAGUGAAAGCAGAGAA
Sapajus apella (tufted capuchin) is the source of this 1803-nucleotide messenger RNA. It is a transcript of the gene PLXDC1, whose product is annotated as plexin domain containing 1. The record is from RefSeq and is a predicted model, not a curated record. The transcript has 14 exons. Lineage: Eukaryota; Metazoa; Chordata; Mammalia; Primates; Cebidae.